This is a messenger RNA of Hymenoscyphus albidus, 351 nucleotides long. NCBI's taxonomy places the organism in Eukaryota, Fungi, Ascomycota, Leotiomycetes, Helotiales, Helotiaceae. The record is from the annotation of a GenBank genome assembly.
AUGGGAGGUAGUCCUGCCGGCUUAAGCGCUGCUUUAUUCAUCGUUCGUCAAGCGCACUCGACGCUUCUUACUGACUCUGGUGAAUAUCGAAACGGGAAUAGUCCAAUUCACACUGUUCCUAUAUAGGACCACCGUCAACCAAGUGACUUUCGGGCAGCCGCAAGAAAAGACUUUGAACGUUAUGGAAGUGUUAUAAUUGAGAAUACUAGAGCCACAGCAGUGAAGAAACUUGACGACGGACUCUUUGAAAUUACGGGUGCUGCUGGCCAGGUGUGGAAAGGCCGGAAGGUAGUCUUAGCGACUGGAGUCCAAGAUAUCUUUCCAGAUAUUAAAGGCUAUACUAAAUGUUAG